UUUGUUUUUCCCUAUAAUUGUUAAAGAAAAUUAGUGAAAACUUAAAUUAAAUUUAAAACAACUGUAACUGUAACCUUAACAUUUCAACAUAAUUUAUUCAACAGUUUUUCUUGGUAUUAUUGUUGUUGCUGCUGCUGCUGUUCAUCUCAUACUUUUACUUCAAUUUAACUUGAUUACUGGCAAAAGUUCGUUUAUUUAAUUUGCUUGGCAAAAAGGAAAUUCAUUUGACUACCGACAAGAAGAGGUAUUUAAUAUGUUAUUGUUGUUGUUACUGUUAGAAAAAAAUACCUAAAAACAAACAAAACACAUAUACAUAUACAUACAAAAUAAUAUGUAAAUAAGUGUUAUUUAGAGCAAAAGUAAGCGUGUGAAAUUAUUUACAUUUCGUGAGUUUUUUUCCUCUAUUCACAUCAACAAAAAGAAGAAGAAGAAAAAUAAUAAAAAAGUGCUAAAUACAACAACGACAAGUGAAACAUGAAAAUUAUGAAAUCAAAAAUCUAAGGAGGCAAAGAAAAUUCUGAAAACUUCAGACAAAUAAACACAGCGAAAAGUAGUAUACAAAAAAAAUUGCAUACACAUUUACAUACAUACUUUUAAAUAUAGAACAACAAAAACAAACACGCAUAUAUAUAUGUGUGUGUGUUUGCGAGAGUGUUCCAAAAAAUCAACUAGUAGAAAGUCAAAAGUUAAAGAAAACAAACAAUUUCAAAAGAAAUAAUUUUCCUACAUUUUUCUUUCCUUUUUAAUCAUUUUGUUGCCAGUGUGUGUCUAGAAGUUUUCGUCCUGCUGUUGCUUCAUUUUGAAUUUGAAUUCGACUUUUUCAUCAUUGCCAUUCAAUUUCAUUUAACACAAAAAGAAUAUAAAAAUAAAUAAAAAAAAUAUAAUAAUAAUAAUUUUUACGUGUUAAAUUUACAUUAAAUAACAUCUAAGAGAAGGCAUAAGAAGAUGUUCCUAUAGAAAUGGCAAAAAUUUCACGACGUGCUGUUGCCUCGUCGUCUUCAAAUAGUGCUGCGAUAACGUCGUCCUCUUCCUCUACAUCUGCACAUACGUCAACAUUGUCGUCGUCGGGAUCAACAGCCGCCACCGCCGCAUAUAAGACGUCUCAGCAGGCAGUAUCUUUCGAAGGACGUACAAAUGCCAACAGUAUUAUAAAUGAAGGUAAAUCGGCGAGAUCGGUGCCCUCGGGUGCUACACAUUUUAUUGAUACUCCUUUGGGUGGUUAUGCGAGUGCCUCAGCUACAGUUACUGCUACGCCAUAUCCAUUACGAAAUGAUGGUACACAAUUUACAACAACACAUAGUAAUGUGUAUGCCUAUACAACAACGAUUGGACCUAAUAAAAAUAUGCCGUAUACUGCCUCACCCCUGCCUCCGAAUAAUGCAACUAUACAAGAGCAAUUAUAUCAACAGGAACGUGACCGCAUACGUAGGGAAUUCUUUGAGACUUACGACGUUAUGACCGGUGUCCGUAUAGCCGCUACUUUGGGUGGUUUCUUUGGUCUUAUGGUGUUCUUGAUAGUGUGGAAAAGUCGCAGUAGCUCAAAUGAGACUUUAAAGGUUUUAAAAGAUCCGAAAAUGGCUGCUGUUGCCGCUGUUUGCAUGCAAGAAGAAGAGGAACGUGAAAUACAAGAAGCCAUGGUUGCCACCGGUAUGUCAAUAUAUCCCGAUGAAUAUGAUACUAUACUCUACAGACGUCAACGUAUGCUUUCCCUGGGCAAUGUCAGUGCACCGCCUAUGCUUAAUAGAGGCUUUCGUUUCUCUUCGGUAGGCGGUGGCUAUAGUAGUUUACUGGAACCACCAAGAAGAUUUUCAUUUUCAGCUGCUUCGGGUGCAUUGAGUAUAGGUGGCGGUAGUUAUGCCGGCAGUCGAAGGCGUAGUGGUUCCGAGACGUCACGUAUAUUUAGUAAUUACCCUAUGGGUAGUAGUUUUGGUACCGAUGACUAUUUUGUCGAAACGGAUGAUGAAUUGGAAAAUGGCGAUUAUCAGCAGCGAGAGACUACGGUUCAUAUGGAAGAUGUGGGGAAACGUUAUAAGCGCACGGAUUCGGUUAAGAGUAAACAGGGGUUUCUUGAAGUGCCGUUAAUGGGUCAAGACUCGCGACGCAGCAGCGCCAUGACCUGCUGCAGCACUGACAGUUCUUAUUUGGAAAGACGUUCUUCUGCCUUUACGUUGGGUAUGUCAAACCUGCCGCCAUCAUUACAGCGAAAAUGUUCAACAGCUUCACGAGCAUCGAGUACCGAUAUAUGGGAUUAUUAUUAUCCCGAUAUACAAGUUAUACAGCCCACUCCAAAGCCAUCACCUUGCCCCUCCGAACGCAGUAUCUACGAACAAUUGAUGGCUCAGGCGCCAACACCAUCACAGCAGCAGCAAUCUCAGGCUUCCAAAACAACGACUAUAACUAUAGCAAUGGAAACAUCAUUGCGAGGUCUGGCCACAGUAACAACUGCCAGUAAACCCGCCUCCAAACCCAUUACAUCACUAACAACAACGGCUUCAGCAAAUGCCAAUGGUUUGGCGUCAUCGAAAGCAGCCGCAACGCCCACAACUUCCAAUCAGUUUAUACGAAAGCAUAGUAUAGCAUUCUAUGAUCCAGAAAGUGCACAGUCUGGUCGCAAACAACAAAUUCACUCAAUAAGCGCCGACACCGUAGACGUCUAUCCCUAUAAUCAACCAUUGACUGAAAGAGGUAUUUAUGAUGCCUCGAAACCAGCACAAUCUGCUCCUCCGGUGGGUGUGCAUCACGGCUUCCGUUUUUCGGAUUCCCCCACUGAGGAGCUGCGUCUUAAUGUGAAACGCAAAAUUGCGGUAAUGGAACUUCCACGCAUACCAUAUCCCGAACAGGACACACCGCCCAGUUUAGCGGCAUUUGCCUGUGAGAAUAACAAUAGUUUUCCAUAUUCAAAUUCCGCAGCUGCCAAGGCUGCGGCUAAUGCCGCCAAUUCUAGUAGCAUAAGUAUUGAUAGCACCCCCUUAAGUAUUGAUAAGCUCAAUGGUAGUGGCAGUUUGGGUACUAUUUCUGCCAAGGCUUUAUUCAAUGCCGAUAAGAGAGCCCCUUUGGCAUCAUUAAGUUCCUUUAAGAUUUCAUCUUUGGAAUAUCAAGAUUCUGAACUAAGAUCUAUGGAUGAAGAUUCGGUAUUUCUAGACAGUGUGGCAGAUACCGAUGAAGAUAUGCAGCAGUUAAGCAGCGACAGUGAAGAAGCCAGUUUUCCAGAAGAUCAAAAUUUAGAAGCUGCGGAUAGUUUGAUAACAGCAACUAAGCAACAGGAUAGUGUGGAACCCCUUGCCACCGUAAGAAGAACUACGAACGCAACCACAUCGAGAUAUCCCCUGGAGAAACGUUACAGUUUAGAAGUUUCCAAUGCCAACACUCCAAUAACCACCAGUUCACCCACUGUAGGGGGACUUGUCAGUGGUAUGCCCAUAACUGCCAGUGCGCGUGUACGUAGAUCAUUGCUACAGCGUCAUCGCACCAUAAGCGUGUCUUCCAGUGAUCGCGUAGCUUUACUGGGUCAGCCUCUAAAAGAAUUUUCCUCGAGUACAGCUCAAACAUCAAACACGUCAUUAGAUACCAAACAACAGACACCAUUGGAAACCCAUUUUGGUGCCAUUAUUUGUACAAACAGUCCUCCAACACAUCCCCGGCGAGCACAACUACUGCAACAGUACAGCGACCCACAAAGUCUGCCAACAACUACAACUACCACCACAAACACCACAGAGGAGGAUACCUGCUCCACCCUGAAUACCGAAGUGGGCUUGGGCCCAGACACUGUGGCCGAUAUACGCGAUGCAAUAACGGGCGGCAGCACUGAGACUGUAGCAAUGGGUAGUAGCACAACGAGGGGCUCCACUAGCCUUACCCAGCACAGUAGCUUAAAUACGGUUGUGAGUUUUGGUCGUUCCAGUCCUUACGGUGAUUCACAGCACCUGCAUCAGAAUCAGCUUCACCAACAACAAAAACAACAACAUCAUCAUCAGCAUUCUCAGCAAAAACUGCCAAUUUCAACAUCAACCCAAUAUGAUCCUUGUGCCUCUUCUAUUUCCGAUUCUUUUAUACAAACAAAGGAACCUUUAAUAAAAAUGCCUUCUUCUCUUAAAAGCCUGAUACUACAACAUAAACCAUCAUCUGCUACACAACAACAACAACAUCAACACACUGUUACACCCAUAACAAUAAGCCGCAGUGCCACAAAUCUUACCUAUACCGAUUCAACACCCCAAACACCAGACGAUUAUUGUUAUGCAUUCGAAACACAACACAGUCCUUGUCCUUCGGUAAUGCUAGAAUUACCCCUCAUCCGUUUGCCAACCGAAGAUAGUUCGACCGAGAACUCACAAGCAUCUGAACACACUAAAGGUGCCGAUCAGGACUUUAGUCGUAGCUGUAAGAAUGAUCAACCAAGUGAUCCCAGUUUACCGGGUUCAUCACGUAAAUGGUCCAAAGAAACAUUAUUCUAGCUAACAGUUUUUCUAUGUCUACCAUCAACAAUAUCAGUUUGUUUAGUUUCUAAUAUUGUUCGUCUUCGACAUUUGAUAGCUUUCAUUUAAAGAUCACUUUACAUGAGAACAUACAUACAUUCAUACAUGUAAAAUGACUAUUUAAUAUGGCGGUAUAAAGUUACUUUAGAUAGAUAGAGCUGUAGAGGAAUUUUAAUUUAUUUUAGAAAUUUUUUAAUUAAAUUUCUAAUAUUAACUUAAACUUACAAUUUUAACUACAGUUAAAGCUAAUGCCAGUUUAAGCUAAUGUUUAAAAUUUUGUUUUAAACUUACAAUCAAAACUUGUCUCCAAAUUCAUAAAUGCUUAAUAAAGUUAUUGAUGGUUUAUUGUAGGAAUUUUGUAUGGAAGAUGUGCGUAAUUAACCUAAAAUAAGCGAUUUAUAUCUUUAUAAUUACGGGGGAUACCCCCGUCUUUAACUUACAGUUAAAUCUAGUAUCGUAAACUUGCAUUUUAAACUUGUAUUUCAGACUUACAGUUUAAACUUGUGUUUUAAACUUAGAGUUUAAACUUAUGUCUUAGAGCGGGUAUUUCAGUUAAAAAUAAUAUACAUUCUUUGUUUAAACUUAGUUUAAUAUAUGUUUUGUGUUUUUCAGAAAACA
Lucilia cuprina (Australian sheep blowfly) is the source of this 5096-nucleotide messenger RNA. RefSeq lists its product as uncharacterized. The record is from RefSeq and is a predicted model, not a curated record. Bases 960 to 4457 code for a protein of 1165 amino acids. Lineage: Eukaryota; Metazoa; Arthropoda; Insecta; Diptera; Calliphoridae. The transcript is spliced from 7 exons.